CGCAUAUCAAUUCUUGUUUUUUACUGUUUCUUUUCCCUUUAUCUUUUUUCGAUUCUCAAGACUAAAAUGACACGCAGUGCGACCAAUGCUUAUGUGAACCGCGAACGACGCCUGUCCCGCAACGGCUUAUCGGAUUUGAGAUGCCCAGCUAAAAAAGCAGGCGCUGGAUUCGCUAAUUGGGGUGCUGUUGGCGAUGAACUCAUCGAUAUCCAAGAAGCUGUUCUCCAAAAUAAUAAUGUUGACACCGUAAAACCUCCGGAAGCCAAGUUGCAGCUUGUCGAUCAACAAACUUUCGACACGAGAAGAAGUCAGUCCCAAUAAACGGUAAAAGAUGACUCACCCAUUCCUUUUCCCUCACAAAACGCGAAAACUAGGACCAAAAAAAAACCUGACUGAAAGCAUUUCCCACCAUGUUAAGUUAGCUAGCACCACAAAACUUCUUGUGAUGUAUCUCAAUAAUAAAAUACAACGACUUGUUCAUUUGAAGCUUGG
Radiomyces spectabilis is the source of this 492-nucleotide messenger RNA. RefSeq lists its product as uncharacterized. The coding region runs from base 67 to 321 and encodes 84 amino acids. The transcript has 4 exons. The record is from RefSeq and is a predicted model, not a curated record. Lineage: Eukaryota; Fungi; Mucoromycota; Mucoromycetes; Mucorales; Radiomycetaceae.